AUGGGCCGUUUUUCCGUCUCGCCUGCGCCAUGGCGCGCCGCCCUCGUCUCCCACCUGGAAGCUAUGGACUCUCCGACGUUCGUUCUCAGCUCUCUUCAUCGCGAGCCUCCCAGCGCUGCCACACAGCCUCCAGCGGCACUCCAGAAAAAAGAUGCAGAAACAUUCUCCCCCAGAGCUCGUACCGUUGUCUACCGCAGUAUGUGGGCGGGCCUCAGCUCCAACCCGCGCAACCCUGCCCCGCCAAACCCUCACAUCUAUCAGACAGAUCUUCUGACCACCACUACGGAUGUUCGCAUGGACAAAGUGUCGGAAAUGUUCCCUGCACUCACCAAUGCAGCCGAAACUGCAUCGUCAUGCGCUGGAGAACACGUUGAGGGGGUCAUCUGGGCAGCGAAUGCAAAAACGCAAUGGCGCAUUCGUGGCCGCGUGUUCAUGAUUGGGCCGGAUAUUGAAUCAGACGCUGCACAACCCGUACGGGAGGCUUUGAAGGCGUACAUGCGCCGGCAACAUGCCGGAAAUAGAGAGGCCGAUGCCGAGGCUGAUACAUGGGAUUGGGCCAAGGAGCUCACGGCGCAUUUUGGCAAUCUGAGUCCUGUCAUGCGAGGAAGCUUUCGCAACCCGCCACCUGGCACACCCAUAUCACAGACACCAAGUUCAGGGCUUGGACUUGGACAGAAGGUGGAGAACUUGCACGACGAGAUUGCGCGGAGCAAUUUUAGGGUACUUGUAAUCGUGCCUGAACAAGUUGAUCAGGUUGACCUGUCUGACCCAGAGCGUGGCAGGAGGUGGAGGUAUGACCUGACUACGCAAGGCGACGAGGUGACUUGGACGACAACAGAGCUCUGGCCCUAG
Cordyceps fumosorosea ARSEF 2679 is the source of this 852-nucleotide messenger RNA. RefSeq names its product FMN-binding split barrel-related protein. The coding region runs from base 1 to 852 and encodes 283 amino acids. Gene Ontology annotation, molecular function: FMN binding. The record is from RefSeq and is a predicted model, not a curated record. The transcript has a single exon. NCBI's taxonomy places the organism in Eukaryota, Fungi, Ascomycota, Sordariomycetes, Hypocreales, Cordycipitaceae.